CCAGAGGAGGGCACCAGAUCUCAUUACAGAUGGUUGUGAGCCACCAUGUGGUUGCUGGGAAUUGAACUCAGAACCUUUGGAAGAGCAGACAAUGUUCUUAACCGCUGAGCCAUCUCUCCAGCCCAGCAAAGCUUGCUUUAUGUUCAGUUAAAUACACCUUAGCUUUUGUUGAAAGUUAGAUAUGAUGUGAUGACAUUCCUCUAAUGGUAAAACGGCGCAGUUCCCUGAGAGGUGGCAGUGGGCCAUAAGCAGCAGCCAGACCCCACCACCCAAGGCCUCUGUGGGUCCCAGGCGGUGGGAAGUGACGGGUGAGAGACCUCAGCAAGGCAGUCUGUCCCAUGAGGAUCUGCGGUGGGUGAGAGCUGGAUAGACGCCAUGCAGAGAGAGGGUUUGGGUAUAGUUCAUUCAGUGGGUUAUGGAAGGAAAGGGAAAGGGGAGAAGGAGAAAGAGGAGAGAGGGGGAGAGAGGAGAAGAGGCCUCAGCCACCUCUUCAGAAGAGAGAGAUGGGGGCAGACAGAGUAUUGGCUGGAAGAGGCUGGAAGUGGAAGGGGGAAUAGGCAUGGCUUGUGUCUUAAAGGGACAGUAGGUCAGAACAUUUCCCAGGGUUUUUUCAUAUGUGUGUUUGCCCCUCCCAUUUAGACAGGGUCUCUCUACAUAGCCUUAGCUGUCCUGAAACUUACUAUAUACACCAGGCAGCCUUGAACUCGAGAGCUCUGCCUGCCUUUGUUUGCCAAGUACUGGUAUCAAAGGAGUGUGCCACCACACCAGGUUACAAGUGCUUUCUUGAGAUUUACAGCUUCAGUUUCUGGCAAUUACAUGGUUGUGUGUUCUUUACAUUUUUGUUCUAUCAUUCUGCUUUCUUGUAAACAGAAUGAGAUACUUUUAGGUAUAAAUCUGUGGAGAUGCCUCCCAGUUCUUACUGGAAUCAUCUUGCAUGAUAGAGGACUCAAAAUGUAGGAAGUAGCAGAUGGCCAGUCUGUCUACAUAGUAAGUUCUAGGGCAGACAGGACUAUUUAGAUCCUGUCUUAAAUACAGACAUAUGCCAAUUAUAGGAAGUUUUUCAGAAUAUCCAUGCACAAAAAUGGUGUCUUAGUUAGGUUUCCUAUUGCUGUGAAGAGACACGAUGACAAUACAACUCUUAUAAGGAAAACAUUUAACUGUGGUGGCUUACAGUUCAGAGGUUCAGUCCAUUAUCAGCAUGGUGAGGAACAUGGCUGUAGGGUAAACUGGUCAUCCUGAGGAUGAAGAUCGACUGUCCCAUGAACCUUGAUGCCCCAAUUCAGCAGGAAGUGUCUAACAAAAAUGUUGCCCCCUUUCCAACCUCCACUGGUGGUUCAUUAACAAAAAAGGGGGGAAUGUAGGGUAAAAGGAAUAGCCAAGGAAACCCACUCUGGCCCUGAAACCAGACCUGUGAAAGAAUCACACCCUUUAGCCCUGAACCCAGAACAUUAAGAAACACACCCUGACUCUGAAACCAGUGCCAAAGAAACUCACUUUGGCCCUGGAAUUAGAACCAGCGAAAGAAAUAUGCCCUGGUCCCAAAACUAAAGAAAAAAAAAAAAAAACAGGCCAGUGAAAGAGUUUGACCCUGAAACCAGAGCCAACUCUGCCCACUAACCAACUGAACAUGAAACCAACCAAUCCUUGAGCAGAAAAUCUUCCUGGGAAAACUCCACCCCUAAGAAGCCCUAUAUAACCCCCUCUGCCUGUUCAGUAGCUGGCUAUCCUUUCCCACCCUGGCAGAGGCAGCCACUCUCCAAGACUACUCCUUCCCAAAUAAAUCUUUCUUAAAAGAGUUUUGGGAGAAGAUCUUUCCUCAUCGUGGAGAAGGACUUUGCUGAGACGUUCCCUUUGGGAGCUGAGCAGAAAAACCAGAAGAAACAGUUACAUUUCUCCCUUGGGAGUUAAGCAGAAAAGGUAAUUUUUCAUUUUUCUCCAGAGCCCAAGGAGAUUGCUACAUUUCUGCAGGUGCUUCCCCUUUAGCAGAAUGCAACAGAAAUGACAUCUUGGGCUGGAGCAGAUGGGAAGAAACGUGUAGCUUCCAUAGGAGAAUGGAGUGGAGCUCAGCUGUGACAGCUUUCUCUAGGAGAGGAGCAGGAUUGCUGCAUCCUGCGGGGGGACCAUCCCCCACUGUACCCCAGCUUCAGGUGUAGUCAGGAUACCUUGUCUAGUCUCCAGAGCUGUUCUAGUGCGGCUCCAGAUACAGCCUGACUCCCAGAAGAGUCAGGAUACCUUUCCUUCCAGAGCUGUAACAGUUGCUUACAAUGGUGACAUGCUGGUGUGCAGACAUGGUUUUGUCUGCAAGAGAAGUUGAGGGUCCUCCAUCUUACAGGCAACAGGAAGUCCACUGCCACUCUGAGGAAAGCUUGAGCAAAAGAUACCUGAAAGCCCACCUCCACAGUGACACACUUCCUCCAACAAGACCAUACUUCCUAAUAGUGGCACUCCCUUUGGGGACCAUUUUUUUUCAAACCACCACAAGUGGGAUGGGGACAGAAGGUGUCUUAGUGGUUUAAGUCCCUUGUUCUUGUAGAGGACUUCAGUUUGGUUCCCAGCAGUUUACAACUGACUUCAACUAAAUUCCCAGGGAUGCAGACUAUCCUCAAAUACCUGCAAACACUUGGAGGACACACACACACACAGUCAUACACACAUAUACAAGAAUAAAAACAUUUCCAAGAGAGGGUUUAAAAAAAGAUAUAGAAUUAGUAAGAAAACAGAAUCCCUCAAAAUGACCAAAAUUCCCUCUUUAACAUUUUCUAAUAUUUUCUUCAUACAAUAUAUUUGAUCAUGUUUUUUCCCUCCUUCAACUCCUCAUAAAUCCAACUCAGGUCUCCCCAUAAAUCCCUUUCUUUUGAAGGGCUUGAAUAUGACACCAGUGUUCCAGGGAUUGGUAAUGUCACCAGUGCUGACGCUCACCAGUGAGGAGUUUUUAACGGUGGUGAUUUAAUCGACUUAGAACUUUUGGAGCGUUGGCCAAUAGCAGGUCAGGGGAAUAGAGGUAUAUUUAACUGGUUUCCGAAAUCAGCCAUUAGAAAGAUUGACCUGCAGUUGAGUGGUCCACCGCCCCAGCUUCGGCACAAUGCAUGCAUCAUCAGAGACCAGCUCCAUAUCCAGACGCCCGCUACUUUACACACUUGGUUCUUCCCAAAUUGGCUUUGAAGAAUCACACCUACCACCUUUCCUUUAUGUCCCUUCCGUGUUUCAACAGGCUCUCACGCGUGCCCAAAAUAACCUUGAAAUUUUGAUCCUCUUGCCUCCACCUACUGAGUGCUAGCUUUACAAGACUGCGCCAUCACACUAGUCUUUCUGAGGUGCUGGCAAAUGAACCCAAGGCUUUCUUCACAUUAGACAAAUCCCAACCACUGACAACUUCUCCAGACCCAAGAUGACAGUUCUCAACAGCGGUGGUGUGUAAAUCCCAACGUAAAGUGCCAAUUCAAAGGCAACUCCCUUCUCUUAAUCCCGAGGUUUCUUUUUGGUGGGGAGGGCCCUGUCUGUGCAGGCUGAUCAGGAAGCUCGGGAGACCGGCUCACGAUGGAGAACAGCAUCUUCCAGUCCUUGGCCACUACACUGCCAGUCCCGUGUGGACUCAGGAUCGUGGCUGGCGUUUAGUCCAGCGCCGUCUUCCAGGGUUUACGGGAGGCUGGAACCCGAAACAUGAAGGGCCCUGGGUUGGCGACAGAAGACGAGCCGAGCGCGCCAGACACAGUCAGGAAGCUCCCGUCCGCCCCGCGCCGCCCGUCGUCCCCGAGCGCCCUCUCGCGCCCCCGCGCCCGCCCGGGACCGUCGAGGGAGCGCGCGGGGGGCGGGGCCGGCGCGGGGGCGCGCGCGCGAGGCCGCGGGCAGGGGGGCGGGGCGGUAGAGCUCGGUGCCCGGCCUGGAGGACAGCGGUGUCGGAGUCGGCGGUCGGCGACGGCGGCAACGCAGAGAGGCCGUGCGGAUCGCGGGCGCCGGGUCUCCGGAGCUCAGAGGUUGACUCUUCACACUGAAGCCAUUAGGAAAAACCCUUGUGAUUAACAGCAGAGGCUUCAGAGUGUCACCAGUAUUCAGGCCUAAAAAUUAUUUUAAAUGGCGACUGAUAUGUCUCAAGGUGAACUCGUCCAUCCUAAGGCACUCCCACUUAUAGUAGGAGCUCAGCUGAUCCACGCGGACAAGUUAGGUGAGAAGGCAGAGGAUAGCACCAUGCCAAUACGUCGAACUGUGAAUUCCACCCGAGAAACUCCACCCAAAAGCAAGCUUGCUGAAGGGGAGGAAGAAAAGCCAGAACCAGAUGGAAGUUCCGAGGAGUCUAUUUCUACUGUAGAAGAACAGGGGAAUGAAACCCCGCCUGCUACAUCGAGUGAGGCGGAGCAGCCCAAGGGGGAGCCUGAGAAGGAAGAGAAGGAAGAGAACAAGUCUUCUGAGGAGACCAAGAAGGAUGAGAAAGAUCAGUCUAAAGAAAAGGAGAAGAAAGUGAAAAAAACAAUACCUUCCUGGGCUACUCUUUCUGCCAGCCAGCUAGCCCGGGCCCAGAAACAAACACCAAUGGCUUCUUCCCCACGACCCAAGAUGGAUGCAAUCCUAACUGAGGCCAUUAAGGCAUGCUUCCAGAAGAGUGGCGCGUCAGUGGUUGCUAUUCGAAAGUACAUCAUCCAUAAGUACCCUUCUCUGGAUCUGGAGAGAAGGGGCUAUCUCCUUAAGCAAGCUCUGAAAAGGGAGUUAAGCAGAGGAGUCAUCAAACAGGUCAAAGGAAAAGGUGCAUCUGGCAGUUUCGUUGUGGUUCAGAAAUCAAGAAAAACACCUCAGAAAUCCAGAAACAGAAAGAAGGGCUCAGCGGUGGAUCCAGAACCACAAGUAAAACUGGAAGAUAUUCUCCCAUUGGCCUUUACUCGACUUUGUGAACCUAAAGAAGCAUCCUACAGUCUCAUCAGGAAAUACGUGUCUCAGUAUUACCCUAAGCUUAGAGUGGAUAUCAGGCCUCAGUUGUUGAAGAAUGCUCUGCAGAGAGCAGUAGAGAGAGGCCAGUUAGAGCAGAUAACUGGCAAAGGUGCUUCGGGGACAUUCCAGGUUAGAUGGUUUCAGAACCUCUUUUAUUCUCAAACUGUGUUGAAGACUCUCAAAGAUUUUGUUUAUAUUUUUUGUAAAGUGCAUUUGCUGAAAAAAACUCUGCAGAAAUGUGAGAAGAAUGGGUGGAUGGAGCAGAUCUCCGGGAAGGGGUUCAGUGGGACUUUCCAGCUGUGCUUCCCGUAUUACCCCAGCCCAGGAGUUCUAUUUCCAAAGAAAGAGCCAGAUGGUUCUAAGGAUGAGGAUGAAGAUGAAGACGAGGAUGAGGAUGAAUCAUCAGAGGACUCUGAGGAUGAAGAACCACCACCCAAGAGAAGCUUACAGAAGAAAACCCCAGCCAAGUCCCAAGGGAAGGCUGCAUCCAUGAAGCAGAGAGGGUCCAAGCCUGUGCGUAAAGUCCCUGCUGCCCAGAGAGGGAAAGUGAGGCCGCUGCCCAAGAAAGCCCCCCCCAAGGCCAAGACCCCUGCCAAGAAAGCCAGGCCCUCACCCUCACUCAUCAAGAAGCCGAGCGGGAGCUCCUCAAAAAAGCCCACAGCCAGUGCCAGAAAGGAGAUGAAACUCCCUGAUAAGGGCAGAUCUACCAUGAAAAGAUCUUUCAAGGCAAAAAAGUAAAUUUUAUAGGAAAAAAAUGGGUAUCAUGAUAGAAUUCAAAAUCUUAUUUUAUAAGGUCAGUGUGCAUUUGUUUUAGUCAUGACGCUUUCAAAUUUUAUUUUUUUCUUCCCAUAUGAGCAUUGUGGGAAGGAAUAUAAACAAACCAAUGUAGACAUUUGUUAGCUUUAGGUACUGUUUUCAGUGCCUGCCUUUUCAUCAUUUUCAUUUCUGCAAUAAUCCUGGACUUUGCUGAACUACGUAAUCUACCCUAUUCCUUUUGCUCCUCUUAAUCUCAACCUUUUCUUUUUUUCUUUUCUUUUUUUUUUUUUUUUCUUUUUUUUUAUGGUCCGAUUUGGGUUUUUUCCCCUUCAAGUUAAUCUAAACAGUUGCAAAGACUUAGAUUUGUAGUAAGCACCAACAGGUCAGGUGCUGGAAGUCACAAGGAGGCAGGCACACUUGAGAAAGGCAUUGCCUCUGCCUGGAGACUUUGAGCUGUGGUGAUUAACCCAGGCUAUGAAGUCACUCCACUCACCAUUCUCUCCAGCUUGAACUUUGGAGAAGCCCUCGUCUCUGUGAUCCUCUAGAUUCUAAAGAUCUCCGCUCCUUUGGCCGCCCUGACCAAUUGCCAAGCACGCUUUGCUGCCCAGAGCAUUGUUCCCGUAACAGCAAGCACAAAUUGUCUGCACCACUUGGUUUUUGACUGAAGAGGAAGUACAGGAAUAUGUGGAAUCUGAUUUCUGGUGUUGCUUAUAUUACCAAAAAUGAGGAAUAUUCUUGAUCAAAUGUCUAGAUAUAUUUUUAAUAUGUGGGGCAUGAGUUGUCCCUGUUUGCGAGUUUCCAUUACUAAUGUAGAAAUGUUAAGUGAUAAAACAUAUAAUUUGCUAAAAUAACCAGAUUUCAGAUUCACCUGUGUGCCCCCCCCCCUUUCCAUAGCACUUUUGAUAUCAGGCAAAUGGUUUCCUUUUUGAGAUAUUUUAACAGAAGAGAGGAGAGGGGGAAAAGCAAAUGAAGCUGUACUACCUAACCCUCUUUGUUUGUGUUUGUUUUAGGAUAUUGUGAGGUUGUGUAAAAUAGCACUAGCUUUCUACUUGAGAAAUAACAGUUUCUGCUUAUCAUUUAUUCCUUCCCUGUAGCACUUGACAUUUUAAUUGUCUUAAACUUUUGAUGUACAUCCUCUGGCCCCUUACAUACUGCCAGAGGAGAAUGUGUUUGUUUGAGAUUCAUUCCACUUGCAGUGUCCCUGGGAUCCCAGCAGCUUACAUAGGGCUGGGAAAUGGAUUUGAGAAAAUGGGCUUGAAUUGGAUGAUAACCUGUGAGAUCCCAUCAUGAGUCAUUGGGAUUUGUGUUGCAUGUAAGGCAAUCUUUCCUGUUGUAAAUCUUCCUUUUUUAUGUACAUAUAUUUUGAGAAAUAUGAAUAAACAUGAAAUUUUAAAAGCUGCUGAACUACA
Molecule: messenger RNA, 7085 nt
Organism: Alexandromys fortis (reed vole)
Lineage: Eukaryota; Metazoa; Chordata; Mammalia; Rodentia; Cricetidae
Gene: Hp1bp3
Product: heterochromatin protein 1 binding protein 3
Exons: 12
Coding region: 4072-5658 (528 amino acids)
Biological process (GO): heterochromatin organization; nucleosome assembly
Cellular component (GO): nucleosome; nucleus; chromosome
Molecular function (GO): DNA binding; nucleosome binding
Source: RefSeq, a predicted model, not a curated record